This is a messenger RNA of Brugia pahangi, 498 nucleotides long. The record is from the annotation of a GenBank genome assembly. NCBI's taxonomy places the organism in Eukaryota, Metazoa, Nematoda, Chromadorea, Rhabditida, Onchocercidae.
AUGUCGGUCACGUUGCAGACGACAUUGGGCGAUAUCAAAAUCGAAUUGUAUUGCGACUUAUGCCCGAAAACGUGUGAAAAUUUUUUGGCAUUGUGUGCAAGUGGCUAUUACAAUAACUGCAUUUUUCAUCGUAAUAUCAAAGAUUUUAUGGUACAAACUGGUGAUCCAACUGGUACAGGCAAAGGAGGUGACAGUAUCUGGGGCGGACCAAUUGAAGACGAAUUAAACACAGCUUUGAAGCACGACGCCAGGGGCGUUGUGUCUAUGGCUGGUAACGGACCAAAUACGAGUCGAUCGCAAUUUUUCAUUACGUACUCAAAACAUCCAACAUUGGACUUGAAAUAUACUGUUUUCGGACGUGUAAUAGACGGGUUCGAGAUACUAGACGAGUUGGAAAAAGUCAAAGUUGACGCCAAAUAUCGACCAGUUGUAGAACAGAAAAUUCGAAAUGUUGUCAUCCACGCUAAUCCGAUUGCCGACAUGGCGGUCACUUCCUAA